Sesamum indicum (sesame) is the source of this 905-nucleotide messenger RNA. Its product is annotated as Bifunctional inhibitor/lipid-transfer protein/seed storage 2S albumin superfamily protein. The record is from RefSeq and is a predicted model, not a curated record. Lineage: Eukaryota; Viridiplantae; Streptophyta; Magnoliopsida; Lamiales; Pedaliaceae.
AACAUAUUCUAUCCAAUCACAAACACCUCUCUUUUCAUCUACAUAUUCUCACAUUUCCUUCUAAUUUACAUAUAAACGAACACGAUCAUUUUCCAAUGGCCUUCCGUUUCUUGAUCUUUGCUCUGGCAUUCUCUGCAGCCGCAUUACUUUCCCCUGUCUCCGGGCAGAUUACUAUGCCAUGUACACCUUCAAUGAUCACGACCUUCUCACCAUGCAUGAAUUUCCUCACAAAUAGCAGUGUCAACAGCACUGCUCCUCCUGCAGAUUGCUGCAAUUCACUCAAGUCCCUCAUGAGCAAUGGACGGGACUGCCUCUGCCUAAUCACCAGCGGCAGCAUGCCUUUCCGUAUUCCCAUUAAUCAAUCACUUGCCAUUUCUCUGCCUCGUGCUUGCAACAUGCCCGGUGUGCCUCUUCAGUGCAAAGCUGCUGGUGCUCCAGUUCUAGCUCCCGCUCCAGGGCCUGUGGCAAAUGGACCAUCAGUUUCUCCAAAUGCAGCUCCUUCUCCUAGUGUCAACGCAGCAGAACCAGUAUCUCCCGGACAGGCUCCACAAGCCGAUGCAACUCCAACCCCACCAGCUCCAACGACUACCGGUGGAGCCCCAACGAGCAACACGGGGAGCAGGGCAGGAGUGACACCAUCAGCAGCCCACCCUUCAUAUAGCAUCUCACCUUUUCAUAUUAUGGCUAUUCUUGGAGCUAUUGCUUUGAAGAAUUAUUAGUGGAAGUCUUAACUUUGUGAUUGUAUUAAAGAAAUAUUCUUUGGUUGUUCAUAUAUUUGAGUGAUUGGACUUGUGAGGAGUGAGGAUGUUUUUCAUAUCUUGACAUUUGUAAUGAGAAUAUUGUUUGUUUGUUGUUCUAUGGAAACUAUGUGAUCUCUUAUGUUAGUGACAGAUACAGUACAAAUA